This is a messenger RNA of Gastrolobium bilobum, 2566 nucleotides long. RefSeq lists its product as uncharacterized. The transcript is spliced from 11 exons. The record is from RefSeq and is a predicted model, not a curated record. Bases 7 to 2154 code for a protein of 715 amino acids. Gene Ontology annotation, cellular component: nucleus. Lineage: Eukaryota; Viridiplantae; Streptophyta; Magnoliopsida; Fabales; Fabaceae. Gene Ontology annotation, molecular function: protein binding; RNA cap trimethylguanosine synthase activity. Gene Ontology annotation, biological process: 7-methylguanosine cap hypermethylation; 7-methylguanosine RNA capping.
GAUAAUAUGGUCAUCGCCGACACCGACUACGAAGGUGCCGCUAUCGAAGCCCUUGGUUCUCUGUUCAAGGUCACCCAAGUCUUUCUCUGGGAUGAUGGCCCGCGGGUUUCGUUAUCAGCUGAACGCUCCAAAUUGGCUGAAGCUGAUGAGAAUGACAAUGACGGUUCUGACCUCGUUCCUGAUUGGAGUGACCUUAUUCGACCUGAGGAUUUGGAACUUACCAGAGAGAUGAGUGAAUUGGGGCUUCCUGUUUCCUUUCAGACAAAUAAGGAGAAAAGAGGACCAGUAAAAGGCAAAAGAAAGGGUACACAUUCAAAGCAUCCGCGUACUUGUCACAAUCCUGUAGAUGAAACUCUUUAUGAAGAUAGUGGGGAGGAGGUUGUAUCUUCUGCUAAAUUUCAUGAUAAAACAAGCAUUUCUUUAUCUUUUGUAUCAAUGCUGGGUCAAAGUGAAUCAUCUUACUGUGAUGGUGUGGUGGAGUUUGAUAUGACCCAAUGUCCCUCAGGUGAAGGAGCUAAUUCAGCAUGCUGUACUGGGUUUAAUAAUGAUGUCUCCAGGGAGAAAAGUAAUGAUAAUAUAAAUGAGGCAGCAACUAAUGAUGCCCAGGAUGGUGACUUUGUAAUCAGCAAAAAUUGUGUUGAUUUGAAAAUUGCACCAGCUUCAGAUAUUGGAGUCUGUGCUGGAAGCCAUUUGACAGGUGCUGGUGUCAAUCAUUGUGGGAUAGAAUAUGGUGAAAGCUUGACUGACAAUGAAUGUGUUGAAUUUUCACCAAAAGAUACAGAUUGUGAGACUAUUUGCUACGACGAUGGUGCUGCCACUUGGCAACCACAAGCUAAUGGAUCUGAAUUUCUUUCCAUGAGUUCAGAAGGGGUUGAUUGUGACAGAAUUGAUGUGUCAAAUAAUUGUGGUGAACUUGGAGAUUGGAUGGUGUGCUGGGAUACUUUCUAUAUGAGAAAAUACUUCUAUAAUAUCAAAACACACUCUUCUACUUGGGAUCCACCCUCAGCAAUGGAGCAUCUAGCAAUUGGUGGGUGUACUGAUACAGAUGAUAGUGAAGCUCUAAAAGCAGUAGAGGAGGGUGGAAUACAAAAUAACACUAAACCACCUGAGGAAACCUUGAUUGAAAAUAAUUUAGAAGGAAAGCAACAUGAAGAGUAUUCAGCUGAGAUUGGACUUGCUACUGGCAAUUUGGUCUCGGAUAUCACUACAAAUAGUGAUGACCAAUCUCUUGAUCGUUCAGAUGAGUCUCUUGAGAGAAGUAGUUGCAAUGAUGGAUUUUCAUGUUGCUCGGUAUCAAAUACCCUGGAUCAUAUAAUUAGCUCUAAUGAAAGACACAUCCAAGCAGCAUCAGUGGUUAAUCAUACACCCUUGGAAAACAUGGUAAUUGAUGUGUCUGGAUUGGAUACUAAAUCUGAUCCUUUGAUGUCAAAACGGGAAAAGAAAGUGAAAAGAAGACAAAGGCAGAGAAAAUUCUACAAUGAAACUGAAGAUCUCCACUUUCAAGAAAUGCCUGAAGCAUAUACUGCUACAAUUGGAAAAUAUUGGUGUCAGAGGUAUAUCUUAUUCUCUAGAUUUGAUGAUGGUAUAAAAAUGGAUGAGGAAGGAUGGUUUUCUGUCACUCCAGAGCCUAUUGCUCAGCAUCAUGCAGUGCGUUGUGCUAGUGGCAUGAUAAUUGACUGUUUCACUGGCGUAGGUGGAAAUGCUAUCCAAUUUGCACAACGGUGCAGACAUGUAAUUGCAAUUGAUAUUGAUCCAUUGAAGAUUGACUAUGCUAGGCAUAAUGCUGCUAUUUAUGGUGUGGAUGAUCAAAUUGACUUCAUAAUGGGUGACUUCUUCCUCUUGGCACCAAAGUUAAAGGCUGAUACUGUUUUCUUAUCUCCACCUUGGGGGGGACCUGAUUAUGCCAAGGUUAGGACUUAUGACAUGAAGACAAUGCUUAGACCACAUGAUGGAUAUACUGUGUUCAAUGUUGCAAAGGAGAUUGCUUCGAGAGUUGUCAUGUUCCUUCCAAGAAAUAUCAAUUUCAACCAAUUGGCGGAGUUAUCUCUAUCUGCCUGUCCACAAUGGUCGUUAGAGGUGGAGAAAGUUUAUUUAAAUGGAAAAUUGAAGGCGAUCACUGCUUAUUUCAGUGAUACAGCAGUUGGAGGGUGCUGAGUUCAACACAUUCACUUCUGCCUGAGUGAAUUAAGGAUAUAAUCCCUUGCGGGGACCAAAAAAAAAAAAAUUACUAGAUGAGGUGAUUUUGAAGUUACGCUCCUGGUAUUUGAGACACCUUCCUGAGCCAAUUUAGCUCAGUCUCCAAAAUAAUCCCCUGCGGAUUGUAUAUACUGCAUUUAUUUGCCAGGGGAAGAGAAUAGUUCCCACAGGUUAGCAUGGAGCUAAAAAAGAUGGGUUGCUGACGACAAAACUUUAAUCGUUCAUGAAGCAGGUUCCAUCCAUGAUGUUGAGAUCUAAGGGGAAGCACUAGGACCCAUAUUGGGGCCCAUUGUAAAUGAGGAUCAAUUUUCGUCUUAGGAAUCUUUGCAAUUUUGUAUUGUACGAUUUUACGCUCAAUUUAAAGCUUUGC